AUGCGUACGGAGCUGCUGUUUUUAUUUGUAAUCGGAGUAGUUUUCUCCCAUUCAAGCAAGUUGAAUUGCAUCAAGCGGGUGAGUCUUCAGAAACCGAAAAAAAAAGUGACAAAAUUCUUUCAGGGCCAAGAAUCUGUGAAUGAAGCGAACGUCGACUCUACAGAGGCCAAAUCCCUUCCAGUCAGAGUAAAACUUCCGCGAAAACUAAAGAUCGGAGAAUCUGUGCGACUUCUCUUCCAAGUUCCCUUCGCUGAAAGGUUUUUUUGCCGCGUUCCCAGAGAAUCUCUGAUUUUGGAACAGAAGUGCAGGCAAUAACGUUGUUCAAUCAGACAGACUCCGUUGUGACUGUGGAACGAGAAGAAAAAAGAGAGAAACGUCCAAAAAACCAGAGCUAACGACUCAUCACACGACGUUUUUGUUAAAGUUGAAAUGCUGUAAUGAGAUGGAUUCUUCAGAAGAAACUGGAUGAAGAAAGGAGGUCUGAUUCUGGUCGGAAAAAGAGAAACGAAGCCUUGCCUCUGCCAGAACUGGUAUGGCUAGUAUAAAUGAAUAUCAUAACGAAAAAAAUUCGAGUUAUAAAAUCCUAACUGCAUAUAGAAAAAUGGCUUCGCUUAAAAUAUUUUUGAUUGAAGGGACAAUAAGAUAAAAAUUCCUACAAACGUCUCUGCAUUGAUUUUAAUAUUAAAAAAAGCGAAUUCUAGGCCAAAAAUCGCGUUCAACUUUGUAAACAGAAAGAACCGAGCAGUACUCGGUCUGAUGAUUGAUUCCCAAGACGGAAAUUUGACCUUGAACGUGAGCUUAACCUUUUUGACUUCAUUUACUUUCCGACUAAACCAUUUCAGACACAAACAAAACGUUAUUCCGCGGAUCUUUCGAGCAAGCCGCAAGAUAUCGUCGAGAUCCUAGUCAAGUAAAUUAUUGAAAAAAUAACUUGAAGGCUCUAAUUUCAUAAAAAACAUUUUUUUUCUAAGUUUCAUGAAAUCACACUGUCAUCUAAAAUACUUUUCUGAAACCUUGAAUUUCAAAGUCUUUGACUAUGUCACCAUAGGCAAAGUCGGAAGGACCCUCCGAGGGUCCAUAAAGGACCAUAGAAAUGUUCCUUUUAGGGUGACGAAGGCUCUCUUUUUGCUGCCUUUUUGCUCCAUUUUCUCAGCCCUUAUGCACCAUUUUUGCUGCCUCUCCCUUUCUCCACCAUUUCUCGAGCCUUUAAAAUCCCAGAAAAAUGGAAGGCUCGAUAAAGGGAGUCUUUUUGCUCCAUUUCGCUGUCUUUUUGCUGCCUUUCGCUGCCUUUUUGCUGCCUUUCUGCGGCCUUUUUCGAGCCUCUCCCUUUUAGCGGCCAUUAUCCACCAUUCCGACUUUGCCCGAGACUACAGUUUUUUUUUUUCAAAAUUCUAAAAAUCUUCUCCUAUGAACCGACCUCUCAGAAUCGAAAAGGAAGAUUUCGUUGUGACGAAAAAUGACAAAGAGUUGGGGAGAAUGAAGCACAACGGUCAGUUCGACGACAUUGUCAAGAUUUCCACUCUCGGACAUUUCGAAGUUUUCGCCGUCGACUGGUAAGCUCUCUCUCUCUCGAAUCAUUGAACCAAGGAAAGAUUUUUGAGAUUUUUUGAUACCAAAAUUGCGAUAAAAAGUAACUCAAUUUUUGUCCUUCAGUCUAAUAUUUUCAAGGUACUGCGAGCGGUGA
Messenger RNA from Caenorhabditis auriculariae, 1684 nucleotides. Lineage: Eukaryota; Metazoa; Nematoda; Chromadorea; Rhabditida; Rhabditidae. The record is from the annotation of a GenBank genome assembly.